Molecule: messenger RNA, 6104 nt
Organism: Gorilla gorilla gorilla (western lowland gorilla)
Lineage: Eukaryota; Metazoa; Chordata; Mammalia; Primates; Hominidae
Product: RIMS-binding protein 3A
Exons: 1
Coding region: 486-5411 (1641 amino acids)
Biological process (GO): spermatid development; fertilization
Cellular component (GO): nucleus; manchette
Molecular function (GO): benzodiazepine receptor binding
Source: RefSeq, a predicted model, not a curated record
CCAGCCACCUGACCCAAAUACACCACCUGAACCCACGACCAGGUAUGCCCACACCCCAUGGGUGGCCUUAACACACACACCCUGCCCCUUUCUCCAAGUACAGGAGCAGCAGCCCAGACUUCCCUCAGGGCACCGCGGCCUGCUUGGGACUGCACAGUGCCUGGGAGGGUGCCUGGGGAGGGUCACAAGGGACUUGGUGCUAGAAGCAGGAAAAGUGUAGGGACCGGAAAAGCCCCCGUGCAUCCUGGAAGGGACAUGGGCCAGUUUGAGCAGGGGUGUGGGAGUCCAGCCCUGGCCUUGCCAGGUGGAGAGGCGCCUGGGCCAGACAUCCGCGGCAGGAGGCGGGGGAACACGCCAAGAGGCGGAAGGGGCACGCGGAGACCCCCAGGGGGCGCCGGAAGGGGCGCGCCGGGCGGUCGGCGGCGGCCGUUGGCGAGCUGAGGCCUGCCAGGCGAAGUCUGGAGACCAGCCGGGCCGCGGCCGCAAUGGCCAAGGACUCGCCCAGCCCCUUGGGCGCGUCGCCCAAGAAGCCGGGCUGCUCCAGCCCGCCGGCGGCAGUGCUGGAGAACCAGAGGCGGGAGCUGGAGAAGCUACGGGCGGAGCUGGAGGCGGAGCGGGCAGGCUGGCGGGCGGAACGGCGGCGCUUCGCUGCCCGGGAGCGCCAGCUGCGUGAGGAGGCCGAGCGGGAGCGGCGGCAGCUGGCUGACCAUCUGCGCUCCAAGUGGGAGGCACAGCGCAGCCGGGAGUUGCGGCAGCUGCAAGAGGAGAUGCAGCGGGAACGCGAGGCCGAGAUCCGGCAGCUGCUGCGCUGGAAGGAGGCCGAGCAGCGGCAGCUGCAGCAGCUGCUGCAGCGGGAGCGCGAUGGCGUGGUGCGCCAAGCCCGGGAGCUGCAGCGCCAGCUGGCCGAGGAGCUGGUGAACCGCGGCCACUGUAGCCGCCCGGGGGCGUCCGAGGUUUCCGCGGCGCAGUGCCGCUGUCGCCUGCAGGAAGUGUUGGCGCAGCUUCGCUGGCAGACUGACGGCGAGCAGGCGGCGCGCAUCCGCUAUCUGCAGGCGGCGCUGGAGGUGGGGCGCCAGCUCUUCCUCAAGUACAUCCUGGCGCACUUCCGCGGGCACCCGGCUUUGUCGGGAUCACCGGACCCCCAAGCUGUGCAUUCCUUGGAAGAACCGCUGCCCCAGACCUCCAGCGGCUCUUGCCACGCCCCCAAACCCGCCUGUCAACUCGGAUCUCUAGACAGCCUGAGUGCUGAAGUCGGUGUGCGCUCCCGCUCGCCAGACCUGGUGUCCUCUGCGUGCUCCAGCUCCCCAGACGGCCUGCUCUCCACGCACGCCAGCUCCCUUGAUUGCUUCGCACCUGCGUGUUCCCGCUCGCUUGACAGCACCCGGAGCCUCCCCAAGGCCUCCAAAUCCGAGGAGCGGCCCUCCUCACCAGACACCUCCACCCCUGGCUCCCGGAGGCUCUCGCCGCCACCAUCGCCACUCCCGCCGCCACCACCACCAUCAGCCCACAGGAAACUCAGCAACCCGCGGGGAGGAGAAGGCUCUGAGAGCCAGCCCUGCGAAGUCCUGACUCCCUCACCCCCGGGCCUGGGCCACCAAGAGCUGAUAAAGCGGAACUGGCUGCUGGCCAAGGCGUUGUGGGUGCUGGCGCGCCGCUGUUAUACCCUGCAAGAGGAGAACAAGCAGCUGCGGCGUGCAGGCUGCCCCUACCAGGCAGACGAGAAGGUGAAGCGGCUCAAGGUAAAGCGCGCGGAGCUGACCGGGCUCGCGCGGCGCCUAGCUGACCGCGCCCGCAAGCUGCAGGAGACCAACCUCCGGGCCGUGAGCGCGCCUAUACCCGGCGAGAGUUGCGCCGGCCUGGAGCUAUGCCAAGUCUUUGCCCGCCAGCGCGCUCGGGACCUGUCGGAGCAGGCGAGCGCGCCGCUGGCCAAGGACAAGCAGAUCGAAGAGCUGCGGCAGGAGUGCCACCUCCUGCAGGCGCGUGUUGCCUCGGGUCCCUGCAGCGACCUGCAUACUGGAAGGGGCGGCCUCUGCACCCAGUGGCUCAACGUCAGAGACUUAGACCGCCUGCAGCGCGAGUCCCAGCGGGAAGUGCUGCGCCUGCAGAGGCAGUUGAUGCUUCAGCAGGGCAACGGCUUCAGCAGGCCGCCGCCUGAGGCUGGCGGCCAGAGCGCAACCUGCGAGGAGGUGCGACGGCAGAUGCUGGCGCUGGAGCGCGAGCUGGACCAGCGGCGGCGCGAGUGCCAGGAGCUGGGCGCGCAGGCGGCCCCGGCGCGGCGACGUGGCGAGGAGGCCGAGACACAGCUGCAGGCGGCGCUGCUCAAAAACGCCUGGCUGGCGGAGGAGAAUGGGCGGCUGCAGGCCAAGACCGACUGGGUGCGGAAGGUGGAGGCUGAGAAUAGCGAAGUGCGCGGCCACCUGGGCCGCGCGUGUCAAGAGCGCGAUGCCUCCGGCUUGAUCGCCGAACAGCUGCUGCAGCAGGCGGCGCGCGGGCAGGACAGGCAGCAGCAGCUGCAACGCGACCCGCAGAAGGCCCUGUGUGACCUCCAUGCUUCCUGGAAGGAGAUACAGGCGCUCCAGUGUCAGCCUGGUCACCCUCCUGAACAGCCCUGGGAGACCAGUCAAAUGCCGGAGUCCCAAGUUAAAGGUAGCAGAAGGCCUAAGUUCCAGGCACGGCCUGAAGACUACGCAGUGUCACAGCCCAACAGAGACAUACAGGAGAAAAGGGAAGCCUCCCUCGAGGAGAGCCCAGUUGCCCUUGGGGAGUCAGCCAGUGUCCCCCAAGUUUCAGAGACAGUCCCUGCCAGCCAACCUCUGUCCAAGAAAACCAGCUCCCAGUCAAACUCCUCCUCUGAGGGGUCGAUGUGGGCCACCGUGCCAUCCUGCCCUACUCUGGACAGGGACACAGCCAGUGAGGUGGAUGACCUGGAGCCUGACAGCGUGUCCCUGGCCCUGGAAAUGGGGGACUCGGCGGCUCCUGCUGCCCCCAAACUCAAGAUCUUCAUGGCUCAGUAUAACUACAACCCAUUUGAGGGGCCCAGUGAUCACCCUGAGGGUGAGCUGCCCCUCACAGCUGGGGACUACAUAUAUAUCUUCGGGGACAUGGAUGAGGAUGGCUUCUAUGAGGGGGAGCUUGAGGAUGGCCGGCGGGGGCUGGUGCCCUCCAACUUCGUGGAGCAGAUUCCGGACAGCUACAUCCCAGGCUGCCUGCCUGCCAAAUGCCCUGAUCUUGGCCCCAAUCAACUCCCAGCGGGGCAGGAUGAAGCUCUGGAGGAAGACAGCUUAUUAUCUGGGAAAGCCCAGGGAGUGGUGGACAGAGGGCUGUGCCAGAUGGUCAGGGUGGGCUCCAAGACAGAAGUAGCAACAGAGAUCCUGGAUACCAACAUGGAAGCCUGCCAGCUGGGCUUGCUGCAGAGCAUGGGGAAGCAGGGCCUCUCCAGACCCCUUCUGGGGACCAAAGGGGUGCUCCGUAUGGCUCCCAUGCAGCUACACCUGCAGAAUGUCACAGCCACAUCAGCCAACAUCACCUGGGUCUACAGCAGCCACCGCCACCCCCAUGUGGUAUAUCUUGAUGACCGAGAGCAUGCCCUGACCCCAGCGGGCGUGAGCUGCUACACCUUCCAGGGCCUGUGCCCCGGCACGCACUACCGGGCGCGGGUGGAGGUGCGGCUGCCAUGGGACUUGCUGCAGGUGUAUUGGGGAACUAUGUCCUCCACCAUGACCUUCGACACACUCUUGGCAGGACCUCCCCACCCACCGCUGGAUGUGCUGGUGGAGCGCCAUGCCUCGCCAGGUGUCCUGGUGGUCAGCUGGCUCCCUGUGACCAUUGACUCAGCUGGGUCCUCCAAUGGAGUCCAGGUCACCGGUUAUGCUGUGUAUGCAGAUGGGCUUAAGGUUUGUGAGGUCGCCGAUGCCACUGCUGGGAGCACCCUAUUGGAAUUCUCCCAGCUACAGGUGCCCCUCACGUGGCAGAAGGUCUCAGUGAGAACCAUGUCACUCUGUGGUGAGUCCCUGGAUUCAGUGCCGGCUCAGAUCCCCGACGACUUCUUCAUGUGUCACCGAUGGCCAGAGACUCCACCCUUUAGCUACACUUGUGGCGACCCAUCCACCUACAGAGUCACCUUCCCCGUCUGCCCCCAGAAGCUGGCACUGGCUCCUCUGAGUGCCAAGGCCAGCCCCCACAACCCUGGAAGCUGCGGGGAGCCCCAGGCCAAGUUCCUAGAAGCAUUCUUUGAAGAACCCCCAAGGAGGCAAUCCCCAGUGUCCAACCUGGGCUCAGAAGGAGAAUGUCCGAGUUCAGGGGCUGGCAGCCAAGCCCAGGAGCUUGCAGAGGCCUGGGAGGGCUGUAGAAAGGACCUGCUCUUUCAGAAGAGUCCCCAUAACCACAGGCCACCUUCGGUCAGUGACCAGCCUGGGGAGAAGGAAAAUUGCUACCAGCACAUGGGCACCAGCAAAAGCCCUGCUCCAGGAUUCAUCCAUCUACGCACCGAGUGUGGGCCCAGGAAAGAAGCGUGUCAGGAAAAGGCUGCCCUUGAGAGGGUACUUCGGCAAAAGCAAGAUGCCCAAGGGUUCACACCUCCCCAGCUGGGCGCCAGCCAACAGUAUGCAUCUGACUUCCAUAACAUUUUGAAGGAGGAGCAGGAGGCACUGUGCUUGGAUCUGUGGGGCACAGAGAGGCGAGAGGAGAGGAGGGAGCCUGAGCCCCACAGCAGGCAAGGACAAGCUCUGGGGGUCAAGAGAGAGUGCCAGCUCCAUGAGCCCAGCUCGGCACUGUGUCCAGCUCCAUCCGCCAAAGUCAUCAAGAUGCCCAGGGGUGGCCCCCAACAGCUGGGGACGGGGGCCAACACUCCAGCCAGGGUCUUUGUGGCCCUCUCUGAUUACAACCCCCUGGUGAUGUCUGCCAACCUCAAGGCUGCAGAGGAGGAGCUGGUCUUCCAGAAAAGGCAGUUGCUAAGAGUGUGGGGCUCUCAGGACACCCAUGAUUUCUACCUCAGCGAGUGCAACAGGCAAGUGGGCAAUAUCCCUGGGCGCCUAGUGGCUGAAAUGGAGGUGGGGACAGAGCAGACUGAUAGGAGGUGGCGUUCUCUGGCCCAAGGGCACCCGCCUUCUGUGGCCCACCUCGAGGACUUUCAGGGGCUCACCAACCCCCAGGGUUCCUGCCUGGUGCUCCAGGGGAACUCCAAGAGACUCCCACUGUGGACUUCAAAGAUCAUGAUAGCAGCUCUGGACUAUGAUCCUGGGGAUGGGCAAAUGGGGGGCCAGGGGAAGGGCAGGCUGGCGCUGAGGGCAGGAGACGUGGUCAUGGUUUACGGGCCCAUGGAUGACCAAGGAUUCUAUUAUGGAGAGUUGGGCGGCCACAGGGGCCUGGUUCCUGCCCACCUGCUGGAUCACAUGUCCCUCCAUGGACACUGAGCAAGCCAGGUAGUGGCCUCUGGCUGCUCACACCCUGCCAGAGGAGAAGCAAGCGUUCAGACCCUCACACCAGCACCCCUCCUCACCACCAUAAGUAGCAUGUGCUCCAAGUGCCACUGUCUUAAACUGAUGAUAGUCCUUAAGCGUCCCCUAGGCUCUGAAAGUAGCAGGACUUAAGCCUGAGUUAUUUGCAAAAGCAAACACAAUAAGCCAACCCCUGAGAGUCUGAGAAGUCAUUUCAAAGUUGCUGAUAACUAUGGCAGGUAUAUGGAGAAGCGCCUUUUUCUGUGGCCAAUGUGUGUUUUGUCUAGGCGGUUAAGGUUAUCUAUCCAUUGCCUUGUACGAAAGUCUCAAGAAAAGUCUACAUCUUAAAAAAAAAAAAAGCAUUCUGAAUGUUAUUUUUGGGAUGUGAGGGUGAUCUGGCUGCGACAUGUGUCACCCCAUUGAUCAUCAGGGUUGAUUCGGCUGAUCUGGCUGACUAGGCGGGUAUCCCCUUCCUCCCUCACCACUCCAUGUGCGUCCCUCCAGAAGCUGUGUGCUCAAUGAAAGAGGAUGACCAUCCCCGAUAGAGGACGAUCGGUCUUCAGUCAAGAGUAUAAGAGUAGCUGCGCUCCCCUGCUAGAACCUCCAAACGAGCUCUCAGAAUGUUAUUUUUCUGUCUUAUGUCCAACCCCUCAUUAAAAUGUUCAUAGA